AUGGCUUCACUUACUUCCAUCGCCACGCCUUACCCAUCUUCAUCGCGAGUGAAGUCCACUCUUUUCUCUGCCGGAGUCAGAUCGGCAACAAUGGGUUCCGGUCAUACGACUUCAUCAUCAUCACUUGUCAAGAUUCGAUGCGCUUCAACGAAACCUGCAGCUGAAGUCGAUUGGAGACAGAAGAGAGAGCUUCUGUUGGAGAAAAGGGUGAGAAGUGUGGACGUGAAGGAAGCUCUACGGUUACAGAAUGAGAAUAACUUUGUGAUUCUUGAUGUAAGACCAGAGGCAGAGUACAAGGCGGGUCAUCCUCCGGGAGCUAUCAAUGUGGAGAUGUACAGACUGAUAAGGGAAUGGACGGCAUGGGACAUAGCUCGUCGUCUUGGAUUUGCUUUCUUUGGUAUCUUCUCUGGCACAGAAGAGAAUCCCGAGUUCGUUCAAAGUGUAGAAGCUAAGCUUGACAAAGAUGCCAAGAUUAUAGUAGCAUGUUCAUCCGCUGGUACUAUGAAGCCAACCCAGAAUCUCCCUGAAGGCCAACAAUCGAGGUCUCUCAUAGCUGCUUAUGUUCUGGUCCUGAACGGCUAUAAGAAUGUAUUUCAUCUUGAAGGUGGAAUCUACGCAUGGAGCAAGGAAGGCCUUCCUGUUGAAACUGAAGACGAAGACUAA
This is a messenger RNA of Arabis nemorensis, 663 nucleotides long. NCBI's taxonomy places the organism in Eukaryota, Viridiplantae, Streptophyta, Magnoliopsida, Brassicales, Brassicaceae. The record is from the annotation of a GenBank genome assembly.